AUGUUGACGUCCCUGCUACGGUCCUUCCCUCGGCUUGGACGAAGAUGGGCACCGCUUAACUUUUCCAACCCAAAUUUCGCCCGGAUAGCAACCAGCGAAGUAAUUGAAGAAGAGACCAUUCCAGGCUAUCUUGCUGCCCGGUACUACCCUACCCAAAUAGGGGAGAUCUUCAAGGACCGAUAUCAAGUGGUGGGAAAGCUAGGAUUUGGGGCUAGCUCGACUGUUUGGCUAGCACGAGAUAUGGACCACCGUCGAUAUGUCACCCUCAAGAUGUUUAUCAAAUCUACAUCAAUGGGGCAACAAUUGAACAAUGAGCUUAAUAUCUACAGACGUAUCGAAGGAGCCUCCCAUAGACAUCCAGGAUACAAGGAAUUCGAAGCGAAUGAGCUUCAAGACCCGAGCCCUAGGAAGGAAAUCGACGGAAGAACUAUUUACAUUUCCCGCCAGCUCGGAUUCCCCAAGAGCCUGGGUGCCCCAAUUCUCUGUGAUUUGGGGUCAGCGGUAUUCGGUGAUGAAGCACACACAGAAGAUAUCCAGCCUGAUAUCUAUCGAGCUCCAGAAGUAAUCCUGCAAGCUCCAUGGACAUAUAGCGUCGAUAUCUGGAACGUGGGAUGCAUGGUUUGGGAUAUCUUUGAAGGAGGGUCCUUGUUUACUGGCCAGGACCCGGAGUUUCAGACUUAUCGAAGUCGAGCUCAUCUCGCAGAAAUGAUACGUCUUCUCGGUCCGCCGCCGCCAAGUCUCCUUGCACGAGGCAACUUGACUUCGAAAUUCUUUUCAAAAGAUGGUUUCUGCGCCGGUGUUCCAAUCCACGAACAUGUUUCGCUCGAAGAUAGGGAAACCACCCUCAAAGAACAUGACAAGGAGAGAUUUAUCCACCUCAUGCGGAAGAUGUUGCAGUGGGAGCCAGGAACACGAAGCUCGGCUAGGGAAUUAGAGCAAGAUGAGUGGGUGCAGUCAGAAAUACAUAAAUAA
Molecule: messenger RNA, 972 nt
Organism: Penicillium paradoxum
Lineage: Eukaryota; Fungi; Ascomycota; Eurotiomycetes; Eurotiales; Aspergillaceae
Exons: 5
Coding region: 1-972 (323 amino acids)
Biological process (GO): spliceosomal complex assembly; protein phosphorylation; regulation of mRNA processing
Molecular function (GO): protein kinase activity; ATP binding
Source: RefSeq, a predicted model, not a curated record